GCUUUAAAAAGUAUUAUUGAGUAAUCUGCGUUACUGCUAGCCACGUUUUCAAUACGUGAUAGUUUAACCCUAACAUUUGGGGUAAAAUUCAGCCUUUCGGCUUCUCGGGUCUGUUCCACCUUCUCGCACAGUUUGAACAGCUGCAGGAUCCCUGCUCUCCCCAGGGCUGCUGAUGGGCUCUCCCCACAGGGACACUCUCCUCUCUCUUUGUAACUCUGUGGAACUCUGUCUGCCUCGAGUGCUGUCGUCAGAUGGGACACUGUAAGUUGUGAAAAACUUGGAAUUCAUUGGGCUUGAUUUUUAUUGUUUUUAUUUUUCCCCUUGAAUGUCUACAGUGGAGCUGGGCAAGAAGUAGGAAGAUCAUGUAUUAUUCUGGAGUUCAAAGGAAGAAAAAUAAUGUUGGACUGUGGGAUCCACCCUGGCCUAGAAGGAAUGGACGCUCUUCCUUAUAUCGAUUUAAUUGACCCAGCUGAGAUUGAUCUCCUGCUCAUUAGUCAUUUCCACCUGGAUCACUGUGGAGCCCUUCCCUGGUUUCUACAGAAGACAAGUUUCAAAGGAAGAACAUUUAUGACUCAUGCUACUAAAGCUAUUUACAGGUGGCUUCUUUCAGAUUACGUCAAAGUCAGCAACAUAUCAGCGGACGACAUGCUGUACACCGAGACGGACUUGGAGGAGAGCAUGGACAAAAUCGAAACCAUCAACUUUCACGAGGUGAAGGAGGUUGCAGGAAUCAAGUUUUGGUGCUAUCACGCCGGCCACGUCCUCGGGGCCGCCAUGUUCAUGAUUGAGAUCGCCGGCGUAAAGCUUUUGUAUACGGGUGACUUCUCAAGACAGGAAGACAGACACUUGAUGGCAGCUGAGAUUCCCAACAUUAAGCCUGAUAUUCUUAUCAUUGAAUCUACUUACGGGACCCACAUCCACGAGAAGCGUGAGGAGAGAGAGGCACGGUUCUGCAACACGGUUCACGAUAUUGUAAACAGAGGCGGCAGAGGUCUCAUUCCCGUCUUUGCACUCGGGAGGGCUCAGGAGCUGCUCCUGAUUUUGGACGAGUACUGGCAGAACCACCCCGAGCUCCACGAUAUUCCAAUAUACUACGCGUCAUCUCUGGCCAAGAAGUGCAUGGCCGUGUACCAGACCUACGUGAAUGCCAUGAACGACAAGAUCCGAAAGCAGAUCAACAUCAAUAAUCCCUUUGUCUUCAAACACAUCAGCAACCUUAAGAGCAUGGAUCACUUUGACGACAUCGGUCCCAGUGUGGUGAUGGCCUCGCCGGGCAUGAUGCAGAGCGGCCUGUCCAGGGAGCUCUUCGAGAGCUGGUGCACAGAUAAGAGGAAUGGCGUCAUCAUCGCAGGGUACUGCGUGGAGGGCACGCUCGCCAAGCACAUCAUGUCUGAACCUGAAGAGAUCACUACCAUGUCUGGGCAGAAGCUGCCACUGAAAAUGUCUGUUGAUUACAUCUCUUUCUCCGCUCACACAGACUACCAGCAGACCAGUGAAUUUAUCCGUGCUUUGAAGCCGCCUCAUGUGAUUUUAGUCCACGGGGAGCAGAACGAAAUGGCCAGGCUGAAAGCGGCCCUGAUCCGCGAGUAUGAGGAUAACGAUGAAGUCCACAUCGAGGUGCAUAACCCGCGGAACACCGAGGCGGUGACCCUGAACUUCAGAGGCGAGAAACUGGCCAAGGUCAUGGGCUUUUUAGCAGACAAGAAACCGGAACAAGGCCAGCGGGUCUCGGGAAUACUUGUUAAGAGAAACUUUAACUAUCACAUACUUUCUCCUUGUGACCUCUCCAAUUAUACCGACUUGGCCAUGAGCACCGUGAAGCAGACCCAAGCCAUUCCCUACACCGGCCCCUUUAACCUGCUCUUCCACCAGCUGCAGAAGCUGACAGGUGACGUAGAAGAAUUAGAAAUUCAAGAAAAGCCAGCUUUGAAAGUGUUCAAAAAUAUCACCGUACUACAGGAGCCAGGGAUGGUGGUGCUAGAAUGGUUGGCAAACCCUUCCAACGACAUGUAUGCGGACACCGUCACAACCGUGAUCCUGGAAGUGCAGUCAAACCCGAAAAUAAGGAAAGGUGCGGUUCAGAAGGUCUCUAAGAAGCUGGAGAUGCACGUUUACAGCAAGAGGCUGGAGAUCAUGCUCCAGGACAUAUUUGGCGAAGACUGUGUGAGCGUAAAAGACGGUGCUGUCCUCAGUGUCACAGUGGACGGGAGGACCGCUAACGUGAACUUGGAGACACGGACUGUGGAGUGCGAGGAGGGCAGCGAAGAUGACGAGUCUCUCCGAGAGAUGGUGGAACUGGCUGCACAGAGGCUGUAUGAGGCCCUCACGCCGGUUCACUGAGGACCUGUCUCUGAGGUGCGGGACCGCCUUUGGGAGGCUCGAAUUGACUUCUGUUCCUUAGAAGGAAAUACCUCCGUUUCCCUGGAGGAGCCAAUUCACGUGUGAUAUCAAAUGGCUUUUAUUCCGACAGCUUGCAUAUCACUGUUACCAACUAAAUUGUCCAUUCCUUUGUAACUGCUCAAUAAACUGUUACUUUAGAACUUAUUGAUUCCACUUUAGGCAUGUGUGCAGCUCCCAAUAAAACUUUAAAAAUCUG
Molecule: messenger RNA, 2596 nt
Organism: Miniopterus natalensis
Lineage: Eukaryota; Metazoa; Chordata; Mammalia; Chiroptera; Miniopteridae
Source: RefSeq, a predicted model, not a curated record